This is a messenger RNA of Mus musculus (house mouse), 7729 nucleotides long. RefSeq names its product NOL1/NOP2/Sun domain family member 6 (gene Nsun6). The transcript has 12 exons. Gene Ontology annotation, cellular component: cytoplasm. Gene Ontology annotation, biological process: tRNA methylation; tRNA C5-cytosine methylation; tRNA modification. Lineage: Eukaryota; Metazoa; Chordata; Mammalia; Rodentia; Muridae. Gene Ontology annotation, molecular function: RNA binding; methyltransferase activity; tRNA (cytidine-N5)-methyltransferase activity. Bases 430 to 1860 code for a protein of 476 amino acids. The record is from RefSeq and is marked validated.
GUGCGUGCUGGAAUGCCUGUAGCCAGGGUCCAGUUAAGUUUCUAAAAUCAAAGUGCCAUCAGUUUGGCCAAGCGUUAGGUGUGGUAGUUAAUCUCAAAAUCCUUACCAGUUGAAACUGGAAACUUCAUAGGCCAGACUAGUCCUUGAGGCCACCUGGCGGGCCCCACAUAACCAGAGAAGAAGCCUGCCAGCCUGACCUUGUAACAAGGUACACUUUUUGUCACCAAGCCCUAUUUGGCGCAGUGUCGCAGUUCGGAGCUGUCUCACAGCAUCCCAGAGAACGACAAACCUUGGGCCCUGCUCAUUCCAGAACUCAGCACUGAAAGGCAUUCUUGUGCUCGUCCAUUGGCUGGCAACGCUGAAAUUCGGAAAUAAAGACUGCUUCCCAACAUUUUCUUGGACAACUUAAAACAGAAAAAAAUCAAAAGAAUGUAUGUAUUUCCAAAGAUAUCUUUGAGACCUGAAGUUGAAAACUAUCUCAAAGAGAGCUUUUUGAACGAGGAGGCUGUGUCUGCUUCAAGCAGACAAGAAGCAGAAAGGAAAUUUGAGACUCUGCUGCUUCGCCUGUCACACCCUCCGUCGAUGACAACUGUCAGAGUGAAUACGCAUUUAGGCUCAGUUCAGCAUGUCAGAGGUCUGCUGCUUGAAGAGCUCCAGAAGCAGUUUGGUGAAUCCAGCAUUCCUGUUGUUCAGCAUCCAGCCCUCCCGGAUGUCUUGCUCAUCCCCAUGACUGGACCAAGGAAGAAUAUAGAAAGACAACAGGGUGAAGUGAUUGUUGGCGCACAGUGUGGCAAUGCAGUGUUAAGAGGGGCCCAUGUCUAUGUUCCAGGAAUUGUGUCAGCUUCAAAAUUUAUGAAAGCUGGAGAUGUUAUUUCCGUGUAUUCUGAUAUUAACGGCAAAUGUAAGAAAGGAGCCAAAGAAUUUGAUGGAACUAAAGUAUUUCUCGGAAACGGAAUUUCUGAACUGAGCCGCAAAGAUAUCUUCAAUGGGUUACCUGAUCUGAAAGGUAUAGGCAUAAGAAUGACAGAACCCAUAUAUCUCAGUCCCUCGUUUGACAAUGUUCUACCCAGUUAUAUAUUUUUACAGAAUUUACCAUCUACAGUUGUAGCUCAUGUUCUUGAUCCUCAACCUGGAGAGAAGAUUCUAGAUAUGUGUGCAGCCCCUGGGGGCAAAACUACACAUACUGCAGCACUGAUGCAGGACAAGGGAGAAGUAAUAGCAUUGGACAAAAUAUUGACAAAAGUGAACAAACUGAAGCAGAAUGCUUCAUUAUUAGGGCUUCAUUCUAUCCGGGCAUUUUGCUUCGAUGCAACAAAGGCACUUAAGCUUGAUACUACCGAUGGCAUAGAAGGGGGGCCUCCAUUCUUACCAGAAUCUUUUGACCGAAUUAUCCUUGAUGCACCCUGCAGUGGAAUGGGACAGAGGCCAAAUAUGGCUUGUACUUGGACUUUAAAGGAAGUGACAUCCUAUCAGCCACUACAGCGAAAACUCCUUCAUGUGGCAGUUCAACUCCUGAAGCCAGGGGGAGUGCUGGUCUACAGCACAUGCACAAUAACCUUGGCAGAAAAUGAAGAGCAAGUUGCCUGGGCCCUCCGAACAUUCCCCUGCCUUCAGCUUCAACCCCAGGAACCACAGAUUGGAGGAGAAGGGAUGGUGGGAGCUGGCCUGACAUUGGAGCAAUUGAAGCAGCUGCAGCGAUUUGAUCCGUCUGUUGUACCACUGCAGAACAUGGACACUGAUUCUCUUGGAGAGGCCAGAAGGGAAGACAUGAUUUGGUUGGCCAACAAAGACUGUAUAGGCUUCUUUAUUGCAAAGUUUCUAAAAUGUCAAAGCACAAAAGCGAAGGUUUCUCAGAAAUGAAAAUUCUGAAGACUGUCUGUGUGUGGGGCUUUUUCUUACACAGAAGUGUUGUCAAGCCAACGGAGUGAUGGCAUGGUUGCUCAGGAAACAGGAUGAUGCUAAUGGCUUCCCUGGGAUCGGAAGGAGCAGCAUGCAUACGUGGUUCUGGGGAAGUGGGGGAUAGGAAAGCAUAAUCAGCCUCAUGCUUUAUGAAAGGAAAGGAGUUGCCUGUGGGGGUCUGGAAUAUAAUUUCAGUUUUAACUCAUAACUAUUAGUCUUUCUAAUGUCAUAAAUAUUGUCUUUCUAUCAAAAAAAAUAGUUUGAAAACAAGAACAAAGCUCUAAAGCUUUCAAGUGGUUAUGAAAAACUGUUUUCAGUUUCCAAGAUGGUGGUAGCUUCUUCAGUAAGUUUUCAGGACAUGGACAGUAACACUAACCUCAUCAUAACUGAGGUAAGUAGGCUCGUUGCUGGAGUCUGCCUCUGUCUCUCUCUGCUUACUGAUUGUAAAUCUGGCUUCUUAAUUUAAAGGUUUAUUUCUGUACUGAGUAUGUGUGUGGAACACAUGGUGAAGUCAGAGGACCACGUUUGAGAAUCAGUUUCUCGCCUCUACCUUGGGUUCUGAAGCUUGAUCUCAGAUCCUCAGGUUUGUGUUGCAAGUCCUUUUUCCCUGCUGAGUCAUUUCACCAGGCCGCAGGUCACUUCUAAAUAAAGCUUGGAUUUGCGCUAAAUACUUUGAAAGGUGAAGUCUAGUGAUUUACGUUGUAGUUAAAAUGGCCAUUGAGAAGUACUCCACAUUUUGGCUGUAUUUUAUCAUCUUUGGGAACAGACAUCAUGCAAAAUAAUAGGGAAAUGCUUGGUGAGGAGGAGAAAAGCAGUUACUGAGAGCCAGGACUCCCAUCCCCAGGAGCUGUUCCAGAGGUUAUUAUGUUAGAGUUCUAGAUUUAAAGGGUUGCCUUUUUACUAUAAAAUUACAACCAGAAGACACACAAAGACUUGCUUCCAUCAUUCCUUCUGUCAAUUUUCAAAGGCCAUUUCAAAGGUAUCAAUGGAAGGUUCUCCCCCAAGGUAUGAAGAACGGUCCUACUCUGUCAGAAAUUUGUGGAUCAAGCUUCAUGAUUCAUUAGGGUCAAGUAUAAAAAGGCUUUUAUUUUACAUUAUAUGAUUGAUAUUCUUAUAGCAGAAAAAAUAAAGGAUUUAACUGAAUUAAUUUUGAAAAAUAUCAUUGAGGUAUUAACCCAGCAUGGACUAAUUAUCACCCCUGAUAAAAUUCAACAUAACAGGCCAAUAAAUUAUUUGGGAAAAACAAUUCAUAAUGAAUAUAUCAUAUCUCAAUAAUCGCAAUUUAGGUUUGAUAAAUUAAAAACAAUGAUUUUCAAAAAUUAUUGAGAAAUAUUAAUUGGAUUAAUUUUCCAAUUAAUUUAAAAAUUACCACAGGACAGUUGCAUCAUUUAUUUGACAUUCUUAAAGGAGAUCCUGAUCCCACGUCUAGAGACAGCUUACAGAAGAAGCCUUAAAACAACUAGAAUUGAUAGAACAAAAGAUGCAAGAUGCAAAGGUAAAACAAAUACAUUAGUUAAAACCAUGGUCUCUUCUUAUACUUAAAACAGCUUACAGGCCUACUGCAUGGCUAUGGCAAGAAGGUGUGCUAGAAUGGAUUUAUUUCCCUCAUACUCUAGUAAAAAUGGUAUCCUCUUAUCCUUUUAUGUGUAGUCAAUUAAUAAUUAAAGGGAGGAUAAGAUCCAGGGAAUUAUUUGGCAAAGAAAUGCAUGGAAUUGUUAUUCCCUACAAUCAGGAGCAAGUGGAGUAUUUACUUCCAACUGCGGCUGACUGGGGAAUGGCAUUAGCUCAGGAUAUGGGAUAAACUAAAUACCAUGUACCUCAACACCCUAUGGUAAAGUUUUAGAAGAAACAAAUACCUUUUCCUUCUAAAAUAACAUUGGAACCCGUUUCUGAUGCCCUCUUGGUAUUUACAGAUGGGUCAUCUAAUGGAACCUCGGCUGUUUAUAUAAAAGAUAGACCUGGAAUUAUUAAAAAGGCAAAAUAAACUUCUGCACAGCAGGCGGAAAUUAUUGCAGUUAUUACUGCCCUUGAACACCUGCCUGAAGAGUUUAACCUUUAUACAGAUUCAAAAUAUGUAGUUCAUUUAUUUCCUGAUAUAGAGACAGCUCUUAUAUCUGGGAGUUCCAGAAUUAUAUAAUUCAAUCAAGAAAAAGAAAAUUUUUUAUAGGACAUAUCAGAAGACAUACUGGCCUGCCAGGUCCAUUGGCUUCAGGAAAUGCUAUGGCAGAUUUAUUAACGAAGGAACACGUAAUUGCUAGUGUGGUUGAACAAGCAUUGGAAAGUCAUGCUUUACAUCAUCAGAACGCAUUGGCCUUGAGAAGGAUGUUCAAUUUGACACGAGAACAGGCUAGACAAAUUGUGAAGGAUUGCAAACAUUGUCCCGAUGUAUAUCAUUCAUUAAAAAUGGGAGUUAACUCAAGGGGCCUUAAACCUCAAGUUUUGUGGCAAAUGGAUGUAACUCAUAUCCCAGAAUUUGGAAAAUUGUCCUAUGUACACGUUAUUGUAGAUACCUAUUCUCAUGUGGUUAUGGCUACUGCUAGAACUGAAGAGGCUGUGAAAGAUGUCAUACAACAUCUUAUUAUAUGCUUCUCCUCCUCAGGUGUGCCAAAAAGAAUUAAAACUGAUAAUGCUCUAGCUUACAUUUCUCAAGGUUUUGCACAGUUUUGCAUUCAAUGGGGUAUAGAACAUAUAACAGAAAUUCCAUAUAACCCCCAAGGUCAUGCUAUCAUAGAAAGGAUUCAUCAAAAUCUUUUUUUUUUAAAGAUUUAUUUAUUGUUAUAUGUAAGUACACUGUAGCUGUCUUCACACAUACCAGAAGAGGGCAUCAGAUCUCAUUAUGGAUGGUUGUGAGCCACCAUGUGGUUGCUGGGAUUUGAACUCAGUAUCUUCGGAAGAGCAGUCAGUGUUCUUAACCGCUGAGCCAUCUCUCCAGCCCCCUCAUCAAAAUCUUAAGGUACAAUUUCAGAGAUUAAAAUCUAGUGAUCAUUAUUACUCACCUCAUCAAUUUUUAAGCCAUGGUUUAUUUACCAUUAAUCACCUUACUACAGAUGAUAAAGGCUUAACCCCUAUGCAAAAACAUUGGGCUCCCCUACUGCAGACUCGUUUAGUGAUGUGGAAGGAUCUUUUAACAGGCACCUGGGAAGGGCCAGAUGUGUUAAUCACCUGGGGAAGAGGAUAUGCAUGUGUUUUUCCACAGAAUGCAGAGACCCAAUCUGCAUCCCAGACAGACUUAUUCGACCCUUCCAACCAGAAAACCUCUACAAGAACCCAGAAGCAAAAGAAGGCAAAAGAAGUAAUGAAGACAUUGAAGAAGCUUGAUCUCUCUUCUCCACAGGCGGCUUCGGCUCCUCCUGAACGGUCAUCUACCACAGGGAUAGAUCACUUGGGGACAACUGAAGAAACUGUCAUCUACCACAGGGAUAGAUCACUUGGGGACAACUGAAGAAACUCACCCAGAGAGCACAACAAAUCAUCUCUGAUACCGGAAACCACCAUCAGCAGAAAACAGGUUUCUUGCUAUGCUUGUUGUGGUUUCUAUGCAGGCAUGCUGUGCCUCUGCAACCUUGUCUGGGGCCUAUGUUCCCCAUCCUCCCCUUCUUCAUCCCGUGGGUUGGGGAGAUGAUGUGCAUAUCAGAGUCAUGACUCUGAGCUGCUAGGGGAACACGCUGACUUUCCCCCCAUUUGACUUCCUCUGUAAUUAAAUAUGAGGCAAUGUCAGACUCUGCCCCAAUCUGUGGUACUUUAAAGAGAAUCCCCUCCCUCCAAAUGGGUUGCCUUCCCAUUAGUUAGAGAACUUUUCUUUCUGAUGAUCCAGAUAGAUCCUGUCACACCCCCCCCCGCCCCCGAAUCGUAAAAGAUUAAUGUGAGAGCUUUCAAUAAUGAUUUUGGGGUAUUCUAAUUAUAAUGAAACUUUUAUAAGGCCAACAGAAACUAUUCCUCGGAAAGAAUGUCCACAAGAAUAUCAGGACAAUGAUAAAUUGUGGGUAUCCUUGCUUUCAGGUGAUAGUCCAAGAUGACUUAAAUGUGGAUUUAGCUUUUGGGCUUCAGUACAUGAUCCUUGGAAAACUCAAGACAAAAUUCAUGAUUAUUCCAUCAUCUCUCCAUUUUAUGAUUAUAGGAAACAAUUAGUUAAUGAGUUACAGGUCUUUCAUGGCUACAGGCCUGGGACAUUUACAAAGGAGUCUGUUAAUAGAUGGUUCAGUCCAGGAUGGGUGAAACCAAUUUAUGUCAGUCAUUCUCUUUCACAUAAUUUUUCUAAUGAUUUUUUCAGGGUUAUUUAGACUUUUUGCUGCAACUAAUAUGGUUCUUUUAAAAAAAAGCCUAAGAAAUCUAAGAGCACUCCUUUAGCAAUUAGAUCUUGACUAAAGUAUCCUUAUGACUGGACAGUCCUCAAAUUUAAAAAUUAAGGUAAAACAAUCUUAUCAGGUCAGCUGUUCCAAAUGUAUUCUAACUGUGUUGAUCCUAUCUUAAUUCAGAAUUAUUCAGUUAUUUUGAUAUUACAAAGACCUUCUUAUGUUAUGCUUCCUGUCAAUUUAAAAGAGGAUGUUUGGAUUGAUGAUGUAACCUUACGCUUAAGGGAGUUAAUGAGCUAAUUAGACCAAAGUGUUUUGCUGCAACUUUAAUUUUGGGCUCUAAUAGCCAUUCUUACUUCACUUACAGUCCAACAGUCGCCUCAGUCUCUGAUAUGAAGACUACACAUUUUGUUGAUAACUUUAAACAAAAAUGUCUCUUUAACACUUGCAAGGCAACAAAUUAUGGAUAAAAAAUUAGAAGUAAAACUUGAUGCUUUAGAGGAUGUAGUUUUGGCAUUAGGACAAGACGUCGAAAAUACAAAGUUCAGCUUUCAGCUUUCGGUAUAUACGUGUAACUCCAUUACCUUAUAAUAAAAGUCAUAAUUGGAAUUUUACUAAAAAUCAUUUGUUGGGAAUUUGGAAAGACAAUGGUAUUACUCAUGAUAUGGCUCAGUUACAAGCCCAAAUAUCUGCUAUGAGCAAAGCCCAUGUUGAAUCUACUGAUAUAGAAGAUUUGGCUCAGUGUAUUAGCUUUGGUUUAUGGUCAUUAAACCCUGUUAGUUGGCUACAUUGGAUCAUUGUUGUCGCCAUGGCUAUAGGAAUAAUAAUUCUUCUCCUUACUUUUCCAGUCAUCUUCCGACUAGUCUUUUCCUCCGUUUCUGCAGCCAAAAGAGAUAUUUACAAGCUUCAAUUAAAACAAUAAAAAAGGGAGAGAUGCACACCACCUCCAGUAGGAUCUGUGUGACAAGUUCCACAGACUGAGGCGAUCGACCUCAAAAGGGGGAGGCCUCCUGGAACUGGUUGUGGAACUCUUCGCUGGAGAAAAAAUUUGAGCUGUAGUUCUCAUGGCAAUCUAUCUGUUUUGUUUUCUCUUAUCCUUUUUCUUAUUUACAUGUUCCUAGUAGCCUAGGCCAAGAUCUUAAGCGAGAACAAUGGGUAAAAAAACAUCCCUAGAGAUGGGGCCACUAACAUGACCUUAUCCCCAGGGAAACCAACGCUUUACUUUCUAAAUCAUUUACAAAACUAUUAUGAUAAAAACUUUCCCAACACUAAAAUUUCAUAUGGCUACAUGUGUCAUCAGAGGUGGAUUUUGGUAUUUGGUAACGAAAGCCUUAAUUAGAAAGAAUUAAAAUAGUUUAAAUUUAUAUAUUGAAGAUUAUAAAAAUUCAAGCCCUAGAUGUUAAAUAAUAAUUGACCAUGGGGCUGGAAAGUUAGUUCAGCUGUUAAGAGCACUGACCAUUAAAGAUUUAUUAACCUGCUCCUGGAAAUAUGCCACUAGCCUUGGACAACAGCCCCCACUGAAUUCAUCCCUUCAGAAU